UGCGGGUGCCCGAGAUUGAAAUGAGGGGGUAUGCCCCCUCGGAUCCAAAUUUUGCCUUCAUUUCUUUUUGUUGGUUUCAUAACUGCGUUCAUCUUUCAUCAUAGCCAUAAAUGUUUAUUUUCAAUCCCCUUCACCUCAAUUUGCCGGCUCCAUUUUGAUCUUUUUGUCUUUGUCUCUACCUUUUUUUCUUCGCGACUACUCUCUCCGUCGUUAUUGUGUUUCAAAGUAGAGUUCGGGAUGAUGGUCUUGGCCAGACCACCUUUUCGUUUAGCAGUUCAGGCCAUCUCUGUCUGCGUGGUGUUCAUAUUAUUGUACACCCUCUUUAAUCCUUCUCGUGAUCCGGUAUGGAUGCAGUCGGCCAACAGCCCGUGGCGAAAUAGAGCCGAGUCCAUCGUCAACGAAACCAGAGAAUACAUCCAAUCGCCGAUCCAAUCUCCCUACGAACACAAGUUCCGCGACCUGGGCGAGCGCACCAAGGUCGCCAGAGCAUGGAUCGAGUUUUUCGACAAUGUGCCGCGUUCGGCAAACAAACUCCCGGUCCUCGAGGCCGUCGAGGCAGCCAUGGUAACCAUGUACCCCUUCCUCGCCAACUCGCCCAGAAACCCCGGGAGCAGGACUCCCUUUUCGGACCUGCGCGCCUCCAUCGUGCCUGGCUCCCGCGGUAUCGUGCUGCCCACAGGAAAGGGGACGUUGAGGUUCGCGAUGCACCUCAUCGCCAACCUGCGCGAAGUGCUCCGCAGCGACCUCGGCAUCCAGAUCGUCUAUUCCGGGGACGACGAUCUCCCGGCACAAGACCGAGAGCGCCUGGUGGCUCGGUUCGGGAAUAUAAAUUUCCUGGACGUGCUGGCUUUGGUGGACGACGCCAAGGCCGGCCUGAGCGACGGCGGGUGGGCCAUCAAGGCAUUCGCCGCACUGUACUCGCCGUUUGAGGAGGUCGUGCUUCUGGACGCGGACUGCGUCUUCGUCCAGAGGCCCGAGCUGCUCCUCGAGGACCCGGCGUACCGGUCGACGGGGGCGCUGCUGUUCCACGACCGCCUGCUGUGGCAGCACGCGUUCCGCGAGCGCCACGACUGGUACAAGGAUCAGAUCCGGAACCCCAGCGCGCAGCUGAACAGGUCGCUGGUGUGGACGCAAGAUUACGCCGAGGAGGGGGACUCUGGGGUUGUCGUGCUGGACAAGUCUCGCCUGGACGUGCUCAUGGGUCUGCUGCACAUCGCAUGGCAGAACACGCGAGAGGUGCGCGACGAGGUCACGUACCGGAUGACGUAUGGUGACAAGGAGUCGUGGUGGUUUGGCUUCGAGCUCAGUGGUGCUGGAUAUGCCUUUGAGACGCACUACGCCGCCAUGGUGGGCUGGGUCAAGGAUGUCUUGGAGGAGGAGGAGGAGGACAAGGUGCGGGUCUGCAGUUUUGUGAUAGGCCAUGUCGACCGCCAGGACGAGCUGUUUUGGUACAAUGGUGGACUCCUCAAGAACAAAAAGGUCGACCCCCACGAGUAUGGACAGCCGAUGCAUAUAAUGGUGGAUGGCGUCUGGGAAAAGGGAGCCGUCAGGAACGAAAUGAGCUGCAUGGUCGGCACUGGUAGUCGAGCUGUGACGCCCAUAACGAGGCAUGUUCUGGCGGACUCGGUCGCUCGGGCAAAAAAGAUAGAUGUAGAUUUCGGCUUUGUUUAGUAUGUCUUGGGUCGUAUUAAUAGAACUAACUGUAUUAUAACACCCCCGGCCCUGAGCAUGUUUUUUUUUCUCUUUAAAUGCACCGUGUACUUGCCUGGUAGUAUACUCCGCACUCGUAUAUUUUGAUUCC
Molecule: messenger RNA, 1801 nt
Organism: Pyricularia oryzae 70-15
Lineage: Eukaryota; Fungi; Ascomycota; Sordariomycetes; Magnaporthales; Pyriculariaceae
Exons: 1
Coding region: 31-1671 (546 amino acids)
Biological process (GO): protein O-linked glycosylation
Cellular component (GO): Golgi apparatus
Molecular function (GO): alpha-1,3-mannosyltransferase activity
Source: RefSeq, a predicted model, not a curated record